UUGAAACUCUCAAUAUCGGGCCUCCUGACGAUGACUUCUUUUUGCGAAAAGAAAAACAAACACCCGAUCUUGUUGCGAAAUGGUUGUACCGGCAUGGAGUGGAAGCUUAUGUUCGCUGGGUGCUUGAUGGUGAUUUACUUACUUAGUAUUAAAAAGUAGUACAACUCUAACUCUUUUUACCUACGAACUAAAACUGUACACUGCUCUGCUGGCAACGACGAAGUAAAAGUGAAUCCUUUGAUUUAGAAGAUGAUUUUGAAUCAACCGUCGCCUGAAAUGGAAACAAAUGGUGCUAAAAUGGAAAGACCACAGUGCUGCCCGUGCAGUCCUCCAAUCUACUCUAACGAGGAGAAGAUCUAAACCUUUGGCCUCCGCUACAAACUGCAGAAGACUCUGCUGCCCUGCGAGGGGAAUUAGCAGAGAAAGCCAAAUCUGGAGGUGCAGUCAACAGCAGCCUUUUCGACCGUGUCCUGUCAGCGCAUAAUGAAACAGAACUGCGACUAGACCAUGUGUGGAGGGAUCCAUUUGCCGGCCACAACAAUAACGCGGGAGGCAUCAAGAAUCGUAACCCCAAUACUAAUACCUCCUCUGGAGACAACAUCUUGCCGACAUGGCUUGGAGGUGGUCUGCUGAAUGCAGUAUUUGGAGGAGAUGGGCAGGAGAAUAAGGAGCUAGGUACGGGAGUUGCGAGUGCUUUUGCACUUGCACGCAACGAACAACAGGAGGAAAAGGGCGGCGAAACGAAAGACGGCUCUCUUGCACCAGAUAUUACGCUUAAGGCAGCUUCUAGAAGUCGACGUAGUACCAGUACGUACUGUCUUUCAAAAUUGCAGUCGUUCUUGUAGUUGUACAUGUUAUAGAAUAAUCUAUAGAACGGAUGUAGGAUCGAUCAUGGACUUGGAUGGAUCGGAUGGACCCAGUACCUAAACCCUCGGGUCCUACUUGAAAUGCUUAGCCGAGCUGGGAAGUCCAUCCGAUCCAUCCCAUCGUGAAUCGGGCACCCCUAUGGAUUACUCUUAGAGAAGGCACUGAAAGUACAGCUACAGUCAGUGUCAGAGUUGUUCUUCGUGAACAUCUUUCUACACCCAUCUUCCUCUUCUAACCUCUCCGCCCAACACAUUAGCCUUUCCGAUCCUUAUUGCCCCCCUGAAGUUCGUCAGGUGCUACGGCCACGUCGAGACUGGAGUUUCCUACUGCCUGACGACAUCCGACAAGUGUUGCGUCUUCGCGGUUUGCCAAAUUAUCCAGGACC
Molecule: messenger RNA, 1252 nt
Organism: Amoebophrya sp. A25
Lineage: Eukaryota; Dinophyceae; Syndiniales; Amoebophryaceae
Source: the annotation of a GenBank genome assembly